Molecule: messenger RNA, 981 nt
Organism: Daucus carota subsp. sativus
Lineage: Eukaryota; Viridiplantae; Streptophyta; Magnoliopsida; Apiales; Apiaceae
Product: probable F-box protein At3g61730
Exons: 8
Coding region: 17-925 (302 amino acids)
Biological process (GO): reproductive system development
Cellular component (GO): nucleus
Molecular function (GO): protein binding
Source: RefSeq, a predicted model, not a curated record
AAAAAGGAGCUUAAAAAUGGGAAAACGACUUCGAAGAGGGAGAUCAAUCUGCUGCUGCGUCUCUCCUCGCUCUUCCUCUCACUCUUCUUCAUCCUUUCUCCCUUGCUAUGAAGAAGAUUUGUGGAUAGAGAUCGCAAAGUACUUAGAUGGAAAAUCCCUGGUCAUGCUGGCAGCAACAUGUCAUUGGUUCAAGCGCAUUAUGAUGGAGGAAUGCGUAUGGAAGUAUGCAUGUUUACGUGAUCUCCAAGUUCCAGACCCUAGAAAGGUAGCAUUUGAAUGGAUCAAACUUUAUGCCACCACUUUUGAUGGAAGUCACAGUUUCAUGUUCCGCCAGCAGGAAAAACAUAUCGAUUGGAUGAGAAUUGGAGCCUUCUUCUUUGACUCAUCAGAGGCAUUUCUGACUGAGAAGCUGAUCUAUCCCUCGAGACUUGUAAGAAAUGAGAACUUAGAGAAAGUGUUGCAGUCAUUGGGUUCUUGUGUAUUAAGAAAUAUUAAGAAUGGAAUCUGGAUAGCCGAUUUGCAGCUUGUUCGAUGUCCUGUCUGUGACCAGAACACAUGUGAUGGGACGAUGCAAAUUGUGGAUGUAAGGCAUAUAGAACUGUUCCUCAGUGAGGGAUACCAGGAUGGUAGCUGGGAUUAUGAGCAGAUAGGUCACCAUGACAUUAAAAAACAUGCAGAUGGAGCUUCAGGUGGCAUUUUUGACAUCAAGCAUCUGAAGGAUGCCACGACUUCUGAGCUCUUCAAUCUCAAGUCCUGGGUGGGGCAACCAAAAGACUGGCAGCCAAAAGCUAUGAUCACUCUUCAUGCAGUUGCAGUGAACACCAACUUACAAGAUAAUGAAGGGCUCCAUAUAAAGUACCAUGUGAUGAGAGCUGGAGCUGAUGGAGAAGUUGUUUCAAUUCGAAUCUCACAGCAGCUAAUCUAACCACACUCAAAUUCCACAAAUUGUAGGAAUACCUAUAUGUACGGAACUAAAUAGAU